AUGUCUGAACAGCAUUGUCCGGCGCCGCGCAAGCUGUUUAUACAGAUGUCAGGAGCGCCGGGGUCCGGGAAAAGCACGACUUCCAAGCUCGUGGGGAAAUCAAUUGACGGCGUCGUCAUCGACCACGACAUCCUCAAAUCGUCGCUCCUCGAAGACGGCAUCCUCUCCUUCGACCAAGCCGCAAAAGCCGCCUACCGUAUCGACUGGGCCCUCGCAGACACACUCAUGGAGCAAGGGCGGAGCGUUGUGCUCGACUGUCCGUGCAACUACCAAACCGUCAUCGACAGCGGAACAGCCCUUGCUCGCAAACACGGCUUCACCUACUGGUACGUCGAGUGCAAGGUCAACGAUAUUGAUCUUCUCAACGCGAGGUUGCAGCAGAGAGUCCCGAUGAGGAGCCAGCGGACCGAGGUCGAUUCGCUCCCGCCAGACGCUGCUGCCGGCACUCAGGACGCUCGUGAACUCUUCCGCAGGUGGAUCGACAGCCCCUACAGCCCCGUUGACAAUGUCAUUGUCGUCGAUUCAUCUGGCGUCUUAAGCCGCGAGCAGUGCCGAGAUGCGAUUCUCCGACACAUUCAAUUUGCCAGCGGCCAACAAGACCAGCAUACGAUGAAGACGCCCUUGAGACAGUUGGGGCUAGAGUGA
Molecule: messenger RNA, 645 nt
Organism: Lasiosphaeria miniovina
Lineage: Eukaryota; Fungi; Ascomycota; Sordariomycetes; Sordariales; Lasiosphaeriaceae
Product: P-loop containing nucleoside triphosphate hydrolase protein
Exons: 1
Coding region: 1-645 (214 amino acids)
Source: RefSeq, a predicted model, not a curated record